Molecule: messenger RNA, 2388 nt
Organism: Perkinsus marinus ATCC 50983
Lineage: Eukaryota; Perkinsozoa; Perkinsida; Perkinsidae
Exons: 23
Coding region: 1-2388 (795 amino acids)
Source: RefSeq, a predicted model, not a curated record
AUGGUGAAGACUUUCGCAAUAGAGGUGGACAACUGGCUCGGACAGCAGCUGCAAUAUGCAGGCGAGAUGUUCGAGCACGGCGAUUGGAAGGGUCCACGUGCUAAGUCGCUGGACCGAACCACACUGCUCGAGUUUGAGAAUACAGCUGCUGUUCAUGGGCAACUAUCGGACGAGACCUUUGCUGCCGACGGGGAGUGGUUUGAUAGUGGCAAUUGGGCUCCUGGGAAUAGGUGCAAGCAUAUUGCUGCACAUGCUGAGACUACUAUCGAGUUCAACAAUAUGGGGGAUACUGUCAGCGGGGUGUCGGGACUGGCUUGGCUUGUUAGCGAAGAAAGUCAGGAUAAAUACCUAAGUUUCAUAUUUUCCAAUCCUCUGGCGGGUGAAGGCAUAUUCGAGGCGUGGGCAGGAGCACCAGCGUACGACUUGAAGUCCGAGUGGGAUAAUGCUACUCAAAGUUUGAAGACCCUCGGUGGUGGGAUGCAAUUGAGUGAUGCUAAAGUGCCGGGUUGCCGAUGGAGUAUCGAGAGCCUGGGAGAUGUGAAUCACAUCCGUCUGGAAGUUUUCUCGGAGUUAGCGGUGUACGAUCCGACGGCCUUCCCCCCACCAUCGACUCAAUCGUUACCCUCUACUCCUGAGACCCCAGCAGCGCCGGCAGUAGUAGCAGUUGAGGAGGAUGAGGAGAAGAAGGAUAAGAAAAUUGAGACGGAAGCACUAGUGCUACGUGAUGAUACGCUCAUGCGAAAAAUGGAGGCGGAAAGGGAGCAAGCUGUGCAAGCUAGUCAGGGAGGAAAGAAGAAGCCAUUGAAUAAGUCUUUGGCCGCUAUAGAUGAGCAGUAUUCGGCAAAUGAUGGUUAUACUGAUCUCAUGAAUUCGACGAGACCGAAAAAUGCCGUUAGUGGUGUGGGUUCGGGUUUGAAAGCUGCUGGAGGAGGAAUCCUCGCGGGUGCGGCGACGCUUGUUGCGGCUCCGACGGUUGGUGCUAAGGAGAAGGGUGUUGGAGGCUUCUUCACUGGGCUGGCUAAAGGUGUGGUUGGUUUUGCGGGAUUGACCAUUGGUGGUGUAGCGGCUGGAGCGGUUCAAGUUGGUCGUGGAAUUUACAACACUCCGGAGGCGAUCCGUGCGGGAAACAAGAAGUAUAUGAAGUGGGAUGAUGAGCUCGGUGCUUGGGUGGACGAGACCGUGAAUCUACGAGAGUUGAUUAAUGAAGUGCAUGCCAAUCCUGAGGACCCUGACUCGGACGUAGAGUAUGAUGGAGAUAGCCACAGCAAUCACGAAGUUGUGGAUACUAAGUUUUACGACAUUCUUGGAGUGAAGACCAACGCUAGCAAGGGGGAGAUUAAGAAGGCGUAUUAUAAGAAGGCGAUGGUGGUGCAUCCCGAUAAGAAUCCUAAUGACCCUGAAGCCCAUAAGAAGUUCCAGGAGUUAUCCCAGGCUUAUCAGUGCUUGUCCGAUCCUGAGUUGAGGAAGAAGUAUGAUACCCAAGGUUUGGAGGGCGUGCAGGAAUCGGUCGCGACACUCGAUCCUAAGCUGUUCUUUGCAGUGUUAUUCGGGUCUGAGAAGUUUUUGCCUUUUAUUGGUCAUCUGGAGUUGGCAAGCCAAGCGGAUGCCAUCGAGAUGAAUAAGGAUACUGACCAGAAGAGGAGGGCCAAGAGGCAACAGCAUAGACGAGAGAUUAAAUGCGCGGAGGAGCUGUUGUCGAGAUUGGAUCGAUAUGUGAUUGCUCGAGAUGAGCAAGGGUUCAUUAAGGAGACUGUGGAGGAAGCCCAAGUCCUUGCUGGGACAUCAUUCGGGGCACCGUUACUGCGGACGGUGGGGUGGAUGUAUCAGAAUAGAGCUACUCAGUUCAUCAACGAGGAGUGUGGGAAGAGCUGGUCGAGGAGGACGGCUUCGUGGAAGGCAACGAGUAGGACGAUGUCGAAUAAAUACUCAGUAGCAUCAUCGAUGGUGAAGGCAGCGAUGGUGUUGAACAGAAUGCAGAAUGCUACUGAGGAGGCGCAGAAGCAGGCAAUGAAGAAGAGAGAGGAAGAACGCAAAGCUCGUGGGGAAUCUGGCGAGGAUGAUACUCCAAUCGAGCUGAAUGAUGACGAUCUCAAGAAGGCAUCUGAGGAGUUCGAGAGUGCUCUACCUGUGUUCCUACGUACAGCGUGGGAUAUGUGCGCUCUUGAUAUCGAGCACACUGUGAAGAUUAUUUGCAAGAGAGUUUUGAUGGACAUAUCAGCCCCGUGGCAGAUUCGGAUGAGAAGGGCGUAUGCAUUAUUGAGGAUGGGUCAGAUCUUCGAGGAUAUGGGCCAAGUUGAAGACACGAAGUCAUCAUGCGAAGGAGCUAAGAAGAAGUUGGAGGAAGCACUGUAUAGCAGUUUCAAGGAAAAGGCUGGGGGACGACCUUAG